UCUCAAGCAAGUUCAACUCAACAAAAAUCUACAUCUAGCUCGCCUUCAAAAGGAAGUGCAAAAAAGAAGAAAAAAGGGAAAGAAAGUGCAACAUCUAGUGAAGAAGAACGGUGGUUGGAUGCCAUUGAAUCAGGCAAACUAGAGGAGGUUGAUGAUGAGUUGAAGAAGAUAAAGCCAAAAGAUCCCAAGCUUAUGACAGCAAGGCAGCGUGCGAUGAUGGAGCGGAAAACUACUGACAAAGAACCAAAUUCUAGUGGAGAACAGCUGCUAGCUCUACCCACAGGUUAUAGAGAGAAAGUUAUGACUCCUGAAAUGGUAUUGAAAGCUGCUUUGAAAUCCCAAAAACGUAAACAACAAGCGGAUGAAAAGAGAGAAAAGGACAAGAAAAAAACCAUGGAGCGGCUGUUGCGCAAGCAGGAGAGUAAAUCGAGCAAAACGAGCGGCAAGAGUCGAACCAUGCGACGCCAAGUUCCAUCUGUGACGCUCUGUUACAGUCUGGACAACAUCACCAUCACACUGCCUCCAGAUGUGGACUUCCCGCUGGCAGCAGUCAGGAGUGUGGGUCCGCCACCAGCUAAAUUGUGUGGAGUUCAAGGCUGCACAAACCUCAAGCGAUACUCUUGUUCCAAGACUGGUGUCCCUCUCUGCAGUCUUCAGUGCUAUCGGAAAAACAUUAAUGGUUCCAGAAGUACAUGAAGGAAUUUUUCUGUGGGAAAUGUGCCAGUCUCUAUUGUACAUUAUGUAAAUAAAUAUUUAAGAUACUUCACAACUGAU
This is a messenger RNA of Homalodisca vitripennis (glassy-winged sharpshooter), 774 nucleotides long. Its product is annotated as INO80 complex subunit B-like. Lineage: Eukaryota; Metazoa; Arthropoda; Insecta; Hemiptera; Cicadellidae. Gene Ontology annotation, biological process: chromatin remodeling. Gene Ontology annotation, cellular component: Ino80 complex. The record is from RefSeq and is a predicted model, not a curated record.